CUCGUAUUUCAUUCUACGAUACGCGCCUCGUAUUUCAUUCUACGAUACGCGCCUCGUAUUUCAUUCUACGAUACGCGCCUCGUAUUUCAUUCUACGAUACGCGCAUCGUAUUUCAUUCUACGAUACGCGCAUCGUAUUUCAUUCUACGAUACGCCACCUCGUAUCUCUAACCCUGUUGGUUGUGAUGUCUGUGGUCCUCAGAGGUCAGUUGAAGCCCCGUGGCUGUCCAGGGUUGAGUCCAGCUGCGUGGUGGUUGGUCAGGGGGUGCUGAUGUGCGUGGACCUCGCCACUCUCGCCCUCUACACCCUCCCUAUACAGGCCGAGGAGACGCCACAGUUCAGCAGGAUCCUACUACAGGUAACUCCUGCUCAACCAUGACUUGAAGCUCCGACACUCCGGUGGUGUGCAGCUUUCUUUACACUUGAUAGUCUGUUUGGUGGACAUGGUGGGAUGUGACCGGUUAUAGAUUGUAGCUUUAGAUUAAAACAUCUACAAAACAACUAUAAAUGUUUUUAUGACGGUGUGAACCCCCCCCCCCCCCCCCCCCCCCUCUCUCUAUCUACCCCCUCCCCCUAGUCUCUGGAUCUGGAGGUGUCCCCAGGCUUCCAGCCCGUCCUGGUGUCCAGCCAGCCCCACCCGGCCCGCUCCCCACUCUCAGAGUUCUUUCUCCAGCUAGGACCAGAUCACCACAUCCUGUUGCAGCUCCAUGAUGAUGGAUCCACCAUCGCCCCACUCAGAGACUUCCAGCCGGUACAGAAUCACCAUUCAUUCAUUCAAUAGAAUUCCAUUCAAUAAACUUAAUUUAUCCCAGUCAGUUAUUAUUAUUAUUAUUAUUAUUACAACUAUUAUUAUUGGCACUGACCCUUGUUUUUUUUUCUACAUUAUACCAUUCAUGUUUUCCCUGUACUACACGUCUCUCUGGAUAGAGCAUACAGUGAGGGGAAAAAGUAUUUGAUCCCCUGCUGAUUUUGUACGUUUGCCCACUGACAAAGAAAUUAUCAGUCUAUAAUUUUAAUGGUAGGUUUAUUUGUACAGUGAGAGACAGAAUAACAACAAAAAAAUCCAGAAAAACGCAUGUCAGAAAUGUUAUAAAUUGAUUUGCAUUUUAAUGAGGGAAAUAAGUAUUUGACCCCCUCUCAAUCAGAAAGAUUUCUGGCUCCCAGGUGUCUUUUAUACAGGUAACGAGCUGAGAUUAGGAGCACACUCUUAAAGGGAGUGCUCCUAAUCUCAGUUUGUUACCUGUAUAAAAGACACCUGUCCACCGAAGCAAUCAAUCAAUCAGAUUCCAAACUCUCCACCAUGGCCAAGACCAAAGAGCUCUCCAAGGAUGUCAGGGACAAGAUUGUAGACCUACACAAGGCUGGAUUGGGCUACAAGAUCAUCGCCAAGCAGCUUGGUGAGAAGGUGACAACAGUUGGUGCGAUUAUUCGCAAAUGGAAGAAACACAAAAUAACUGUCAAUCUCCCUCGGCCUGGGGCUCCAUGCAAGAUCUCACCUCGUGGAGAUGCAAUGAUCAUGAGAACGGUGAGGAAUCAGCCCAGAACUACACGGGAGGAUCUUGUCAAUGAUCUCAAGGCAGCUGGGACCAUAGUCACCAAGAAAACAAUUGGUAACACACUAUGCCGUGAAGGACUGAAAUCCUGCAGCGCCCGCAAGGUCCCCCUGCUCAAGAAAGCACAUAUACAGGCCCGUCUGAAGUUUGCCAAUGAACAUCUGAAUGAUUCAGAGGAGAACUGGGUGACAGUGUUGUGGUCAGAUGAGACCAAAAUCGAGCUCUUUGGCAUCAACUCAACUCGCCGUGUUUGGAGGAGGAGGAAUGUUGCCUAUGACCCCAAGAACACCAUCCCCACCGUCAAACAUGGAGGUGGAAACAUUAUGCUUUGGGGGUGUUUUUUUGCUAAGGGGACAGGACAACUUCACCGCAUCAAAGGGACGAUGGACGGGGCCAUGUACCGUCAAAUCUUGGGUGAGAACCUCCUUCCCUCAGCCAGGGCAUUGAAAAUGGGUCGUGGAUGGGUAUUCCAGCAUGACAAUGACCCAAAACACAUGGCCAAGGCAACAAAGGAGUGGCUCAAGAAGAAGCACAUUAAGGUCCUGGAGUGGCCUAGCCAGUCUCCAGACCUUGAUCCCAUAGAAAAUCUGUGGAGGGAGCUGAAGGUUCGAGUUGCCAAACGUCAGCCUGGAAACCUUAAUGACUUGGAGAAGAUCUGCAAAGAGGAGUGGGACAAAAUCCCUCCUGAGAUGUGUGCAAACCUGGUGGCCAACUACAAGAAACGUCUGACCUCUGUGAUUGCCAACAAGGGUUUUGCCACCAAGUACUAAGUCAUGUUUUGCAGAGGGGUCAAAUACUUAUUUCCCUCAUUAAAAUGCAAAUCAAUUUAUAACAUUUUUGACAUGAGUUUUUCUGGAUUUUUUUGUUAUUCUGUCUCACUGUUCAAAUAAACCUACCAUUUAAAAUUAUAGACUGAUCAUGUCUUUGUCAGUGGGCAAACGUACAAAAUCAGCAGGGGAUCAAAUACUUUUUUCCCUCACUGUAUGUUAUUAUACCAUUCAACCUGAACAAGAUUUGACCUCAAAUGGGAGGUCAAUGGAGCUGAGUGAGUUCUGUGACUAACUAACUAACUGGAGAAUAUCCAUGUUUCCAGGCGUUCUUGGUCUCAUUUGCCACCACAGGGGAGAAGACGGUUGCUGCCGUCAUGACUCCCAAAAACGAAACUGUGAGUCGUCCAAAAAAAUCAACAACCAGUUGUUUUUAAGAUGUCUCAGAAUGACCUAAAAUCGAAGUGUUGCGUCGUGCAUGUGGUCACAUAGUGUAGUUAGUUAUGCUGAAGUAAGUAACCCGUUGGUAAGCUUCCUCUCUGUUCCUACUCCAGGCGUGUGCUAUCAAUCUGUUCAGCGCUGACUCUGGUCGCAGGUUGCUGGAUACAACUGUCAUCUUUCCCCUGGAUCUUAACGGUGGGAAGCCACACAAGGUGAGUGUAUCUGCAGGCAGUAUAGGGUGGAGUGGGGGCCGCAAAAAAUCUGAACUCGUCACGUGGGGGGCCGCAGUGGCUUGUGGGUCUGCAUACCCACAUCCAUACUUCAACCUUGCGAGCAAAAUAUUUACGGUAACCCCCUCUUGACAGCGGAGAUAAUUGUUUUUUUGUUUUUUUGAGUUAAUUUAAAUUGUUUAUUUUUUGGGGUCUUUGGGAAUUUAUCCGCGGGCUUACGAAAGGGGGGCCGCCAAUUGCCCAUCCUUGGUAUUGAUUAUAGAGCACUACGGCCCCCCGUUUGAAGGCCCUCUGAUCAAUUUACUCAGUCGGUGUCUCAACUUACUGUUGUGAGUUUGAAUAGUAGAAUACACAAGGUGCAAAUUUGGUUGUGCAUCAGAAGUUUUUCUCUUGUUAUGUCAGUCAAUUAGCCCAUAUCAGCAUUGUUGGGGUGAUUGCCAAGUUAGUCAUGGGCGACUUACCAGCCAGGGGGCCCCUAUUGAUUUUGUUACUCAGUCUCACUCAGAUAUCAUAUUAAAAACCUGCCAAAUUUUCUCUCAACCCUAUGGCAAAAUGUGUAGAAUUGCACAAAAUUAACUCUAAAACCUACGAAAUGUCUCUCCGCUGUCAAGACGGGGGGAGGGGUGUGUCUGGAUGUGGGUACGCAGACCCACGAGCAAUUGCCCCCCCCCUCAGGAUGUGUUCAGAUUGUUUGUGGCCCCCACGCCCAUCAAACCCGCCCGUCCCUGGUAUAGAGUAGUCUGGCAUGAGCCCCACCGACCCGACCCUUCACCUAAAGAAAAGUCUAUAGGAAACACUGUUGGAAUCUACCUAUGUAGGGGUGCUGGAGGGCAAUCAAUCAAUCAAUCAAUCAAUCAAUCAAUCAAAUGUGUGUGCUUAAAGACGUCCUCCAGCUAUUUUUUUUUACUUUUCUUGUUGAAAAGCUAAAGGGUAAAAUAAAAUGUUUAAAGCAAAUAGUGUUUUUUUUUUUUUUUACACAACUGCAAACUUCAGGGAGUAGGGCGUUCAAGGGGUUGGUCUGAUGUGAUGUCACUUUCCUCCCCCCUUGCUUGAGGAGCAACAGAGGAAAGCCCCCCCCCCCCCCCCCCCCCCCCCCCACCCACCCACUUGUGCCAUGUCAUGACUUACCCGUGUCUCCUGUUGAGACGUGUCUCCUGUUGAGACGUGUCUCCUGUUGAGGAAAUCGGGUGUUAAAUGAGAUGUGUAACAGUAGUGUCUGAUGUAUUUCCUCCCCAGCUGUACGUCCAUGCCUUCCUGAAGAAGGAUGACUCUGUGGGCUACAGGGUCCUAGUGCAGACACUGGACCAUGCUCUCACCUUCAUACAGCAGCCAGGUAGACACACACACACACACACACACACACACUGGAACAGACACACACACACACACACACACACACUGGAACACACACACACACACACACACACACACACACACGCUGGAACAGACACACACACACACACACACACACACACACACUGGAACACACACACACACACACACACACACACACACACACGCUGGAACAGACACACACACACACACACACACACUCACACACUGGAACAGACACACACACACACACACACACUGGAACACACACACACACACACACACACACACACACACACUGGAACAGACUCAAACACUGGAACAGACACACACACACACACACACACACACACACACUGGAACAGACACACACACACACACAUACACACACUGGAACAGACUCAAACACUGGAACAGACACACACACACACACACACACGCUGGAACAGACACACACACACACACACACACACACACACACUGGAACAGACACACACACACACACACACACACACACACACACACACACACACACACACACACACACACACACACACACACACACACUAGACAAGGCUUCUAACCAUCACCUGUGUUUCCAGGGCGUGUGGUGUGGACCAGAGAGGAGGCCUUAGCUGACGUUGUUACCAUGGAGAUGGUGGACCUGCCACUCACUGGGACCCAGGCGGAACUGGAAGGGGAGUUUGGCAAGAAAGCUGGUAAAGAACUUCAAAGAGCCUGGCUAACAUUAUUCAUUUUCUCAUUUUAAAAACAUACAUGGCAAAGACAACGUGCAUAAAUAAAAUGAGUUGUCUCGAAACAAUGCUAUCAAUGCUAUUAUGCCUAGUCAUUCCCUUCAAACCUACAGUGCAUUCGGAAAGUAUUCAGACCCAUUGACUUUUCCCACGUUACAGCCUUAUUUUAAAAUGGAUUAAAUAAACAUAUCUCCUCAUCAAUCCACACACAAUACCCCAUAAUGACAAAGCAAAAACAGGUUUGUAAAAAUCUUAGCAAAUGUAUUACAAAUAAAAAAACAGAAAUACCUUAUUUAGAUAAGUAUUCAGAACCCAUUGCUAUGAGACUCAAAAUUGAGCUCCGGUGCAUCCUGUUUCCAUUGAUCAUCCUUGAGAUGUUUCUACAACUCGAUUGGAGUCCACCUGUGGUAAAUUCAAUUGAUUGGACAUGAUUUGGAAAGGCACCCACCUGUCUAUAUAAGGUCCCACAGUUGACACUGCAUGUCAGAGCAAAAAUCAAGCCAUGAGGUUGAAGGAAUUGUCCGUAGAGCUCAGAGACAGGAUUGUGUCGAGGCACAGAUCUGGGGAAGGGUACCAAAACAUUUCUGCAGCAUUGAAGGUCCCCAAGAACACAGUGGCCUCCAUCAUUCUUAAAUGGAUGAAAUUUGGAACCACCAAGACUUCCUAGAGCUGGCCGCCUGGCCAAACUGAGCAAUCGGGGGAGAAGGGCCUUGGUCAGGGAGGUGACCAAGAACCCGAUGGUCACUCUGCGAGAGCUCCAGAGUUCCUCUGUGGAGAUGGGAGAACCUUCCAGAAGGACAACCAUCUCUGCAGCACUCCACCAAUCAGGCCUUUAUGGUGGAGUGGCCAGACGGAAGCCACUCCUCAGUAAAAGGCACAUGACAGCCCGCUUGGAGUUUGCCAAAAGGCACCUAAAGGACUCUGGUCUGAUGAAACCAAGAUUGAACUCUUUGGCCUGAAUGCCAAGCGUCACAUCUGGAGGAAUCCUGGCACCAUCCCUACGGUGAAGCAUGGUGGUGGCAGCAUGCUGUGGGGAUGUUUUUCAGCGGCAGGGACUGGAAUACUAGUCAGGAUUGAAGGAAAUAUGAACAGAGCAAGGUACAGAGAGAUCCUUGAUGAAAACCUGCUCCAGAGCGCUCAGGACCUCAGACUGGGUCGAAGGUUCCACCUUCCAACAGGACAACGACCCUAAUCACACAGCCAAGACAAUGCAGAAGUGGCUUCGGGACAAGUCUGAAUGUCAUUGAGUGGCCCAGCCAGAGCCCGGACUUGAACCUGAUUUGAACAUCUCUGGAGAGACCUGAAAAUAGCUGUGUAGCGACGUGCCCCAUCCAACCUGACAGAGCUUGAGAGGAUCUGCAGAGAAAAAUGGGAGAAACUCCCCAAAUACAGGUGUGUCAAGAUUGUAGCGACAUACCCAAGAAGACUCAAUGCUGUAAUCGCUGCCAAAGGUGCUUCAACAAAGUACUGAGUAAAGGGUCUGAAUACUUAUAUAAAUGUGUUAUUUCCAGGGUUUUUUGUUUUUGCAAAAAUUCCUAGAAACUUGUUUUUGCUUUGACAUUAUUGGGUAUUGUGUGUCGAUUGAUGAGGUGGGGAAAAAAUGUACCUUUUUUUUAGAAUAAGGCUGUAACGUAACAAUGUGGAAAAAGUAAAGGGGUCUGAAUACUUUCCGAAUGCACUGUAUGUAUUCAAGUUUUUAACAUGGGUUUUUUUUUUGUUCAAAUUGCUGCGCUUGGAUCCAGCCAUUCAAGGUAACGUUAUGAGCAUUCCGUCUUUUCUGUUUGCUUAUGUUGUGCUACGUUGAAGGUCUAUUUUAGAAAAGAUCAGUAGCAAAGAGCUCUGAUAAAGGUUCUGCUUUGUUGGAUGUUUGUUGUAAUCUAUUACGUGAUCGUUGUAGAUCCGUUAGAUCCAGCCACAUCACUCCCUAACAAUAAUAGAUUUUGAAUGUUAAGGAAAUAAAGAUGUAACUGUAGAUACUAACAUGGAUGUCUCUCGCCCCCCCCCUCCACCCCCCCCAGACGGGUUGUUCCCCAUGGUGCUGAAACGUCUGUCAUCCCAGGUGAUUCUGCUCCAGGUGUGGCUGGCCCACCUGUGGAAGAUGUUCUACGAAGCCCGUAAACCCCGCAGCCAGGUUAAGAACGAGGUCACCAUAGAAACGCUGUCUAGGGAUGAGUUCAACCUGCAGAAGAUGAUGGUCAUGGUCACCGCCUCGGGGAAGGUGAGUGGUGGGGUGUGUGUGUAUAGAGAGUGAGAUGGCAGACAGGUUGAAGAAAAAAGAAAAUAAAUGAGAGAUAGGAUCUACCGUCUGACGACCUCAGCAUCAACAUUGGUAGAGAUGGGAUCUACCGUCUGUCGACCUCAGCACCAACAUUGGUAGAGAUGGGAUCUACCGUCUGACGACCUCAGCACCAACAUUGGUAGAGAUGGGAUCUACCGUCUGACGACCUCAGCACCAACAUUGGUAGCGAUGGGAUCUACCGUCUGUCGACCUCAGCACCAACAUUGGUAGAGAUAGGAUCUACCGUCUGACGACCUCAGCACCAACAUUGGUAGCGAUGGGAUCUACCGUCUGACGACCUCAGCACCAACAUUGGUAGAGGUAGGAUCUACCGUCUGACGACCUCAGCACCAACAUUGGUAGAGAUGGGAUCUACCGUCUGACGACCUCAGCACCAACAUUGGUAGAGAUGGGAUCUACCGUCUGACGACCUCAGCACCAACAUUGGUAGCGAUGGGAUCUACCGUCUGACGACCUCAGCACCAACAUUGGUAGAGGUAGGAUCUACCGUCUGACGACCUCAGCACCAACAUUGGUAGAGAUGGGAUCUACCGUCUGACGACCUCAGCACCAACAUUGGUAGCGAUGGGAUCUACCGUCUGACGACCUCAGCACCAACAUUGGUAGAGGUAGGAUCUACCGUCUGACGACCUCAGCACCAACAUUGGUAGAGAUGGGAUCUACCGUCUGACGACCUCAGCACCAACAUUGGUAGCGAUGGGAUCUACCGUCUGACGACCUCAGCACCAACAUUGGUAGAGAUGGGAUCUACCGUCUGACGACCUCAGCACCAACAUUGGUAGAGAUAGGAUCUACCGUCUGACGACCUCAGCACCAACAUUGGUAGAGAUAGGAUCUACCGUCUGACGACCUCAGCACCAACAUUGGUAGAGAUGGGAUCUACCGUCUGACGACCUCAGCACCAACAUUUGUAGAGAUGGGAUCUACCGUCUGUCGACCUCAGCACCAACAUUGGUAGCGAUGGGAUCUACCGUCUGACGACCUCAGCACCAACAUUGGUAGCGAUGGGAUCUACCGUCUGACGACCUCAGCACCAACAUUGGUAGAGAUGGGAUCUACCGUCUGUCGACCUCAGCACCAACAUUGGUAGAGAUAGGAUCUACUGUCUGACGACCUCAGCACCAACAUUGGUAGAGAUGGGAUCUACCGUCUGUCGACCUCAGCACCAACAUUGGUAGAGAUGGGAUCUACCGUCUGACGACCUCAGCACCAACAUUGGUAGCGAUGGGAUCUACCGUCUGUCGACCUCAGCACCAACAUUGGUAGAGAUGGGAUCUACCGUCUGACGACCUCAGCACCAACAUUGGUAGCGAUGGGAUCUACCUAGUCACUUUACUGGAACACAAUCUGGAACACAAUCUGUAAUAUCACCUGGUUAUAUUAUAUCAUGGAACACAAUCUGUAAUAUCAACUGGUUAUAUUAUACAGUGGGGGAAAAAAGUAUUUAGUCAGCCACCAAUUGUGCAUGUUCUCCCACUUAAAAAGAUGAGAGAGGCCUGUAAUUUUCAUCAUAGGUACACGUCAACUAUGACAGACAAAAUGUGGGAAAAAAAUCCAGAAAAUCACAUUGUAGGAUUUUUAAUGAAUUUAUUUGCAAAUUAUGGUGGAAAAUAAGUAUUUGGUCAAUAACAAACGUUUUUCAAUACUUUGUUAUAUACCCUUUGUUGGCAAUGACACAGGUCAAACGUUUUCUGUAAGUCUUCACAAGGUUUUCACACACUGUUGCUGGUAUUUUGGCCCAUUCCUCCAUGCAGAUCUCCUCUAGAGCAGUGAUGUUUUGGGGCUGUCGCUGGGCAACACGGACUUUCAACUCCCUCCAAAGAUUUUCUACGGGGUUGAGAUCUGUAGACUGGCUAGGCCACUCCAGGACCUUGAAAUGCUUCUUACGAAGCCACUCCUUCGUUCACAUAUGGAAUCAUGUAGUAACCAAAAAAUUGUUAAACAAAUCUAAAUAUAUUUUCUAUUCUUCAAAGUAGCCACCCUUUGCCUUGAUGACAGCUUUUGCACACUCUUGGCAUUCUCUCAACCUACUUCAUGAGGAAUGCUUUUCCAACAGUCUUGAAGGAGUUCCCACAUAUGCUGAGCACUUGUUGGCUGCUUUUCCUUCACUCUGCAGUCCGACUCAUCCCAAACCAUCUCAAUUGGGUUGAGGUCGGGUGAUUGUGGAGGCCAGGUCAUCUGAUGCAGCACUCCAUCACUCUCCUUCUUGGCUAAAUAGCCCUUACACAGCCUGGAGGUGUGUUGGGUCAUUGUCCUGUUGAAAAACAAAUGAUAGUCCCACUAAGCACAAACCAGAUGGGAUGGCAUAUCGUUGCAGAAUGCUGUGGUAGCCAUACUGGUUAAGUGUGCCUUGAAUUCUAAAUAAAUCACAGACAGUGUCACCAGCAAAGCACCAUCACACCUCCUCCUCCAUGCUUCACGGUGGGAACCACACAUGCAGAGAUCAUCCGUUCACCCACAUCGCAUCUCACAAAGACACAGCGGUUGGAACCAAAGAUCUCAAAUUUGGACUCAUCAGCCCAUGUUAGCGGUGGGGUUAUGGUAUGGGCAGGCAUAAGCUACAGACAAUGAACACAAUUGCAUUUUAUCGAUGGCAAUUUGAAUGCACAGAGAUACCGUGACGAGAUCCUGAGGCCCAUUGUCGUGCCAUUCAUCCGCCGCCAUCACCUCAUGUUUCAGCAUGAUAAUGCACGGCCCCAUGUCGAAAGGAACUGUACAGAAUCCCAUUCAACUGGAAAUGGCCCUGUUCUUCCAUGGCCUGUAUUCUCACCAGACAUGUCACCCAUUGAGCAUGUUUGGGAUGCUCUGGAUCGACGUGUACUACAGCAACUUCGCACAGCCAUUGAAGAGGAGUGGGACAACAUUCCAGAGGCCACAAUCGACAGCCUGAUCAACUCUAUGCGAAGGAGAUGUGUCACGCUGCAUGUGGCAAAUGGUGUGAUCACACCAUAUACUGACUGGUUAUCUGAUCCACGCCCCUACCUUUUUUUUAAAGGUAUCUGUGACCAUCGGAUGCACAUCUGUAUUCCCAGUCAUGUGAAAUCCAUAGAUUAGGGCCUAAUGAAUUUGUCAAUUGACUGAUUUCCUUUUAUAUGAACUGUAACUCAGUCAAAUCUUUGAAAUUGUUGCAUGUUGCGUUUUUAAUAAUUUUGUUUUACAUUAUUAGAGAAAAAAAUUGAAUGGCGCUUUGACAUCUGUUGGAGUAGUGGAUUACCUGCCCAUCCCUAUGCUGAGUGAUCCGUUGGCGUAGCAACACAAGCUCUAUAUGCUCUGAAUAUCUUGUGGUGUUUUUUUGUGCAAUGGAUGAGUUAACUAUUGGAAUGUUUGAUUUGUUCACAGCACAUUCAUCUCAGCCAAUAGUCUUGAGUCGUACUUUAUAGGACACUGUGUUUAGCUGAAGGAGUCAUCUUUGAUCUCUGUCUGGUUCCAGCUCUUUGGCAUCGACAGCAAGUCAGGCUCUAUUCUAUGGAAGCACUAUCUGGAGAAUGUCCAACCCAACGCAGCUUUCAAACUGAUAGUCCAAAGGACCACUGCUCACUUCCCCCAUCCCCCACAGUGCACUCUGCUCAUCAAGGAUAAGGUAGGAACAGCAUCAUGGACUGUUGCAAACUAGUCCUUACUACACCAUUUUGUGGGUGUUGUUUAUUUUUUUAUUUUUUUAUGUGAGCUCUGGCGAUUUUAAGUUUCCCAAAUUUAUUUAUUACAUAUGGCGAAUGAACUUAGUGUACAUUUGAUCUUGAACGUGAAAAAUACGUAUGUGGCCGUAGUUAAACCACCGAAGCGUUUACAUAGCUAUGCAGGGCAGCCCCUAAUCCGACUGGAUCUAAUGUUGGGUGAAAUGUCUCUAGUUUUCUGAACAUUUCUGCUGUCUCUGUGUCUGUUGUUCCCCCCCAGGACACUGGCCUGGCCACCCUGCAUGUGUUCAACCCCAUCUUUGGCAGGAAGAGCCAUAUAGCCCUGCCUGCCCUGCCCCGCCCCAUCCUCCAGUCAUUACUAUUACCUGUUAUAGACCAGGACUACGCCAAGGUCCUGCUGCUGGUCGACGACCAAUACAAGGUAGGUCUGCAUCUGUCUGAUUUUAAGGCCUUGGGGGGAUGAAACGUCAACGGGUUUUAACUAAUGUGCUGCGUUAUGGGAGAGCCUAUGUUUUCUAAUGUACCUGUUAUUGUUCACUGCACCUCUAUACAUCUUGGUUGAGGGCUGUGGACUCACCAUUCUAUAUUUAAUGCAUGUCCUCCCCUCCCUCCCUCCCCCCCCUCCCUCCCUCCCCCCCCCUCCCUCCCUCCCUCCCUCCCUCCCUCCCUCCCUCCAGGUGACAGCCUUCCCCUCCACUAAGAACGUUCUGCAGCAGCUUCAGGAGAUGACCUCCUCCAUCUUCUUCUACCUGGUCCACUCAGAGCAGGGAACCUUGUCUGGAUUCAGGCUGCGCAAGGUGACAACACUGUGUGUGUGUGUGUGUGUGUGUGUGUGUGCGAGCAUGGGACAUUUGUUUAUGUGUGAAUGUGGCAUUCAGUGUGUGUGUGUGUGUGACAUUUGUGUGUGUGUGUGUUUGUGACACUAAACGUGUGUGUUCCUCCAGGACCUGUCCACAGAGCUGAUCUGGGAGGUGGUUCUACCUAUUGAGGUCCAGAAGAUAGUAGCGGUCAAAGGGAAGAGACCCAACGAGCAUGUCCACUCUCAGGGCAGAGUGAUGGGGGACCGCAGUGUGCUCUACAAGGUAACGACAGCUCUAUGUACUAGUAAACUAGAGGGUCCACACUCAAAAAUGAGGGAUUAAGGGACGGUUUCCCGGAUCCAGAUUUCGACUAGUCUAAAAUAAAUUUUCAAACUGGCACCAAAAGUUGAACUUUUAAUGAUUCUCAAGGGGCAACAAGUGCAAAUACCAACGUUUUUGGAAAUAAUAAAAAUAGUAAUAUUGUGUGAAGACUUGAAUAACAGACUCUUUUUACCACAGUACCUAAACCCUAACCUGCUGGCAGUGGUGACGGAGAGUACAGACGCCCACCCUGAGCGUGCCUUCGUGGGCAUGUUCUUGGUCGAUGGUGUGACCGGACGCAUCAUCCAUGAAGCCGUCCAGAGGAAGGCCAGGGGGCCCGUCCACUUUGUCCACUCUGAGAACUGGGUGGUGGUGAGUAGUAGUAGUAGUAGUAGUAGUAGUAGUAGUAGUAGUAGUAGUGUCAUCAGUAGUAGUAGUAGUAGUAGUAGUAGUAGCAGCAUCAUCAGGAGUAGUAGUAGUCGUAGGCAGUACAGGAGUAGUAAGCAGUAGUAAGUAGUAGUAGUAGUAGUAGUAGUGUAGCAUCAGUGUAGUAAUUAGUAGUAGUAGUAGUAUAGUAGUAGUAGUAGUAGUAGAUAGCAUCAUCAGUAAGUAGCAGUAGUAGUAGUAAGCAGCAUCCAGUAGUAGUAUUAGUAUAGCAUCAAGUGUAGUAGUAAGCAGUAGUAGUAGUAAGGCAGAGUAGCAUCAAGUAGUAGUAGUAGUAGUAGCAUCAUCAGUAUAGUAGUAGUAGUAUCACAUAGUAGUAGUAGUAGUAGUAGCAGCUCAUAUCAGUAGUAGUUAGUAGUAGUAGCAUCAUCAUAGUAGUAGUAGCAGUAGUAGUAGUAGCAGUAGUAGCAUCAUCAGUAGUAGUAGUAGUAGUAGUAGCAUCAUCAGUUAGGUAGUAGUAGUAGUAGUAUAGUAGUAUAGUAGUAGUAGUAGCAUCAUCAGUAAGUAGUAGCAGUAGUGCAGUAGUAGCAGUUAAGUAGAGUCAUCAGUAGUUAGUAGUAGUAGUAGUUCUAGUAGUGGUAGUAGUUAGCAUCAUCAGUAGUAGUAGUAGUAGUAGUAGUAGUAGUAUUAGUAGUAGUCAGUAGUACAGUAGCAUCAUCAGUAGUAGUAGUAGUAUUCAGUAGUAGUAGUAGAGUAGAGUAGUCAUCAUCAGUAAUAGUAGUAGUAGUAGCUAUCAUCAUAGUAGUAUUAGUAGUAGUAGACAUCAUCAUCAUCAGUAGUAGUAGUAGAUCAUCAGUAGUAUAGUAGUAGUAGCAUCAUCAGUAGUAGUAGUAGUUAGUAGUAGUACUAGUAUUUAGUAGUAGCAGCAGUCAUCAGUAGUAGUAGCAAGCAGUAGCCAUCAUCAGUAGUAGUAGUAGCAUCAUCAUAGCAGGGAGUAGUAGUAUAGUAGUAGUAGUAGUAUAUAUAUAUAUCAAUAGUAGUAGUAGCAUCAUUCAUCAGUAGUUAGUAGUAGUGAAUUCAUCAUAGUAGUAGUAGUAGUAGUAGCAUCAUCAUCAGUAGUAUUAGUAGUAGUAGUAGCAUAUACAGUAUGUAGUAGUAGUAUUAGUAGUGAGCUCAUCAUCAGUAGUAUGUAGUAGUAGUAGUAGAUCAUCAGGUAGUACGUAGUAGCAGUAUUAGUAGUAGCAUCAUCAUCAGUAGUAGUAGUAGUAGCAUCAUCAGUAGUAGUAUAGUAGUAGUAGCAUCAGUAGUAGUAGAUAGUAGUAGUAGUAGUAGAUUAGUAGUAGUAGCAUCAUCAUCAGUAGUAGUAGUAGUAGUAGUAGUAAGUAGUAGUAGUAGUUAGUAUUAGUAGUAGUAGCAUAUAUAGUAGUAGUAGUAGCAUCAUCAGUAGUAGUAGUAGUAGUAGUAGUAGUAGUAGUAGUAUUAGUAGUAGUAGCAUCAUCAUCAGUAGUAGUAAAUAGCAUCAUCAGUAGUAGUAGUAGUAUUAGUCGUAGUAGCAUCAUCAUCAGUAGUAGCAUCAUCAUCAGUAGUAGUAGUAGUAGUAGUAGUAUUAGUAGUAGCAUCAUCAUCAGUAGUAGUAGUAUCAUCAGUAGUAGUAGUAGUAGUAGGGAGUAUCAGUCAGUAGAGUUAGUAGUAGCGUAGUAGCACAUCAGUAGUAGUAGUGGCAUCAUCAUCAGUAGUAGUAUUAGUAGUAGUAGUCAUCAUCAUAGUAGUAUUAGUAGUAGCAUCAUCAUCAGUAGUAGUAGCAUCAUCAUCAGUAGUAGUAGUAUCAUCAGUAGUAGUAGUAGUAGUAUCAUCAGUAGUAGUAGUAGUAGUAGUAGUAGUAGUAGUAGUAGUAGUAGUAGUAUAGUAGUAGUAGUAGUAGUUAGUAGUAGCAUCAUCAUCAGUAGUAUUACCAAAGUAGUAGUAGUAGCAUCAUCAUUAUUAGUAAGUAGUAGUUAUAGUUUGUAGUAGUAGCAUCAUCAGUAGUAGUAGUAUAGUAGUAGUAGUAGUAGUAGAUCAUCAGUAGUAGUAGAUAUUAGUAGUAGUAGUAUCAUCAGUAGUAGUAGAGUUAGUAGUAGUAGUAGUAGUAGUAGUAGCAUCAUAUUAGUAGUAGUUAAACAGCAUCAUCAGUAGGUAGUAGUAGUAGUAAGUAGUAGUAGUAGUAGUAGUAGUAGUAGUAGCAUCAUCAGUAGUAGUAGUAGUAGCAGCAGUAGCAUCAUCAGUAGUAGUAGUAGUAUUAGUAGUAGCAGCAUCAUCAGUAGUAGCAUCAGUAGCAUCAUCAGUAGUAGUAGUAGCAUCAUCAUCAGUAGUAGUAGUAGUAGUAGUAGCAUCAUCAUCAUCAGUAGUAGCAUCAUCAUCAUCAGUAGUAUUAGUAGUAGUAGCAUCAUCAUCAUCAGUAGUAGUAGCAUCAUCAUCAGUAGUAUUAGUAGUAGUAGUAGCAUCAUCAGUAGUAGUAGUAGUAUUAGUAGUAGCAUCAUCAUCAGUAGUAGUAGUAGCAUCAUCAUCAUCAGUAGUAGCAGUAGUAGUAGUAGCAUCAUCAGUAGUAGUAGUAGUAUUAGUAGUAGCAUCAUCAUCAGUAGUAGCAUCAUCAUCAGUAGUAGUAGUAGUAGUAGUAGUAGUAUUAGUAGUAGCAUCAUCAUCAGUAGUAGUAUCAUCAGUAGUAGUAGUAGUAGUAGUAGUAGUAUCAUCAGUAGUAGUAGUGGCAUCAUCAUCAGUAGUAGUAUUAGUAGUAGUAGCAUCAUCAGUAGUAGUAUUAGUAGUAGCAUCAUCAUCAGUAGUAGUAGCAUCAUCAUCAGUAGUAGUAGGUAGUUAGUAGUAGUAGGGAGUAGUAGUAUCAUCAUCAUCAGUUAGUAUCUAGCAGUAGUAGUGUAGUAGCAUCUCAUCAUUAGUAGUAGUAGUAGUAGUAGCAGCAUCAUCAGUAGUAGUAGUAGUAGUAGUAGUAGUAGCAUCAUCAGUAGUAGUAGUAUUAGUAGUAGCAUCAUCAUCAGUAGUAGUAGUAGUAGUAGUAGCAGUAGUAGCAUCAUCAUUAGUAGUAGUAGCAGCAUCAGCAUCAUCAGUAGUAGUAGUAGUAGUAGUAGUAGUAGUAGUAGAGUAGUAGUAGUAGUCAUCAUCAGUAGAUAGCAUAGUAGUAGUAUAGUUAGUAGUAGCAUCAUCAGUAGUAGUAGUAGUAGUCAUUAGUAGUAGCAUCAUCUAUCAGUAGUAGUAGUAGUAUUAGUAGUAGCAUCAUCAUCAGUAGUAGUAGUAGUAGUAGUAGUAGUAGUAGUAGUAGUAGUAGUAGUAGUAGUAGUAGUAGCAUCAUCAGUAGUAGUAGUAGUAGUAGCAUCAUCAGUAGUAGUAGUAGUAGUAUUAGUAGUAGCAUCAUCAUCAGUAGUAGUAGUAGUAGUAGUAGUAGUAGUAGUAGUAGUAUCAUCAGUAGUAGUAGUAGUUACAGUCACAAGUGUUCCAAAGAUGAUUUCUGUGGUGAGAGAAAUGUUAAUGAACUACUGCCUUCCAGCUACUGAGUAACCCUCAGCAUUUUCUCCCCCCAGUAUGAGUACUGGAACACCAAGUCCAGGCGUAAUGAGUUCAGUGUGCUGGAGCUGUUUGAAGGAACAGAGCUGUAUAACAGCACUGUGUUCAGUAGUCUGGACAGACCCUACCUGCCCCAGGUCCUACAGCAGACCUACAUCUUCCCAUCUCCCAUCACCACCAUGGAGGCUACGCUCACCGAGAAGGGCAUCACCUCCAGGCACCUCCUGGGUCAGUAUGGGUGGGGUGGAUGGAUGUAGGGGUGGUUGGGUGAAUGGAUGGAGGGGUCGGUGGGUGGGUGGGUGGAGGGUUGGGUGGGUGGGUGGAUGAAUGGAGGGGUGGGUGGAUGAAUGGAGGGGUGGGUGGAUGAAUGGAGGGGUGGGUGGAUGAAUGGAGGGGUGGGUGGAUGAAUGGAGGGGUGGGUGGAUGAAUGGAGGGGUGGGUGGGUGGGUGGAUGGAGGGGUGGGUGGAUGGAUGGAGGGGUGGGUAGAUGGAGGGGUGGGUAGAUGGAGGGGUGGGUGGACAGAGUGGUUGGUGGGUGGAAGGAGGGUUGGGUGGGUGGGUGUUGCUCACUGGGAAGGGCACCACCAGCAGACACCUCCUGGUUCAGUACUUUGUUUAUUGUUUAAAUAAUAAAGAGAUAGCAAAACGUUGCGUAAACAAUAGCCAAGGAUACCGUAACCAACGAUACUAAGUAUUUGUUAAUAACAGUCAUUAAUGGUUCACAGUUUCAUUUUUUUAUUGCUAAACCUUUAGUUAUGCAGAUUUUUCUUUGGUGUCAUGUACCAGUUUAGUGGAUUUAAUGCCCUCUUUCACCACCAUAUCUAUCGGUAUCGUAACUCUCAUUUUUCUCUGGAUAUUUCUCGCUCAAAGUGGGGCUACCAUCAGGAGCCAUCUUGUCUCUCCCCAAGAUGUUCCUGGAUCCACGGAGACCAGAGGUCGUCACUGAACACAGCCGGUUAGUACCAACAACACAUACCCCUGGGUCAUGUUCAUUUGGCACCAAAUGGAAGAAAAUGGACUGAAACAGGGUCCAACAAGAAACGCUCAUUUUCUAUUGCAAAACGUUUUGCAAAGGUGUGCGCUAAUGAACAGGACCCUGUUGUUUUAUAACGUUAUCUGACCGUUUAGAGAGGAAUACUGGUUCCUUGUCACUAUAUGAAAUGAUGAAAGUAAGAAUUGGUUUAUCAUUUAUUUUCAGUGAAGAGAAUCUUAUACCCUACGCCCCAGAGAUGCCCAUCCGCACAGAGUGGUUCAUCAACUACAAUCAGACCGUAUCGAGAGUGAAAGGAAUCUACACUGCCCCCUCUGGCCUGGAGUCCACAUGUCUGGUGAGUCUAUAGGCCAUUUAGAACACUAUCUUUUGAUGUAUCGAGUCUGGACUGACUUCUGUAUUUCCAAGAAAUGGUACACUGACAAUGCAGAGGGAAUGUAGAUUAAAUGAAGAUUCAACUAUAAUGUAGGUCAAUAUUUAACAUGGAAAUGUAUAUGUUUUGUUACAGGUGGUUGCGUACGGUCUUGACAUCUACCAAACCAGAGUGUACCCCUCCAAGCAGUUUGACGUGCUGAAAGAUGACUAUGAUUACGUCCUGAUCAGCAGUGUUCUGUUCGCACUGUUCUUCGCCACCAUGAUUAGUAAACGUCUGGCACAGGUCAAACUGCUCAACCGGGCCUGGCGGUAAAGAGUCAACUUAGGCCUUUCAACUCUGACCUCCCCAUUGCUGCGUGGAUGAACCCGGACGAUGGAGGUGGACGAGCUGAAGCCGAUUUGGAGAUCUCAGCUUAAAAUCACCCCAAUGUGUAAAUUGAUGGGGGGGAGGGGUCCAUCUUUCUUUUUCAACGGAAGAGGUUCAUUUCGAUGUGCAUAAUUUAUUUGGUGACACUUUACAUUGAGGUAGCCUUUAAGGGGAGUUAUGUCAUUGCCAUUUAACAAAUAAUUAACUAAACCACUGAUAAACCAUUUAUAUAACCUCCCUUAAAGGAUAGCUUAAUGUAAAGUGCUUUUCAUGAUCACACUUUAUGAAAUUACAUUUUCUUUCACCACAACGAAAGAGCAGUCCAUGAUUACUUGGUGCAUCUCAGAGCAAGUGUUCUUAUACUGAAGCUCUGGAACACUGUUUAGCUGUGAACGAUUACUAAAAAGUCUAAAGAUUAGACCUAAUUUAAGAUGACUAAAUGUGGUACAAAUCAGGGGGGGGGGGUUUGAUGAUUACUUUUGUUUAAUUGGGUUUUUAAUCUUUUUUUGUUGGUCAAGAUGUUUUGUUAAUAAUGUUUGUUAAAAGGAACUGUGGUGUGGGUGGUGUUCGGGUGUACUGAGGGGUUUGUUUUUGGGAUCGUCUGCCUCCGAGGCCAGCACUGUUGGUCUUUCUUUGAUGCACUGGAAGUUUUGUGUUCACAUGAUUUAGCUUAACUAAUAUUGUCCCCCAUGGCUUUUGUGUAAACGAUAGUUUGUGUACAGUAUAUUUAUGUCUUAAAAACAUUUAUUAGUAUGGCACUCCAGAGUAUUCAUUUUUCCUAUUGGGGAGAAUAGACAACUGCUUGUGCAACACAUUUUCACCAAAACGCCAAUACCCUCAAUAAAAUGAUUAUUACCAUUUAUGAAAGUCUGUAUUCAAUUUUUAGCGGUUUACAAAAGUAGGCCUACUUCUGAUCUUUGGUUGUGCUGUAAAU
Coregonus sp. 'balchen' is the source of this 18732-nucleotide messenger RNA. The record is from the annotation of a GenBank genome assembly. NCBI's taxonomy places the organism in Eukaryota, Metazoa, Chordata, Actinopteri, Salmoniformes, Salmonidae.